AUGGAAGCUUUACUCUCACAAUUCACCUUCCUCUCAGACCAGGCCCUUCAAGACAAGAACUUUGACCCUUCCACAAUUGAAGAUCUAAUGAAGCUGUUCGAGAUUGAAUCCUACAAGGCAUGGGCAGCUGCUGAACUUGAGCAAGAGAGAGAGGUGGAGGAAGCAGAAGCUGGCAUGCAAGAAGCUGAGCAAUACCUUGACUCGGUGAUGGAGAGUGCCAUGGAUGAGUUUAGACGCUUUGAAGAAGAGCUAGAGAGGAUGGCCAAAGAUGAAAUGGAAAGCCUGGUUCAAUCUGGUGAGAGAGCCAGAAAAAUGGGAAACUUGAUGGAAAAAGGUGCCUCUCUUGCUUCCAAGAAAUAUAUUGAGGCUGCACUCAAUUCAGCCACUGCUUCCAUGAAAUCAGCUUGGAAAGGUCUAUCUUCUGGAAAGGUUCAUCCUUCUUAA
This is a messenger RNA of Sphenostylis stenocarpa, 444 nucleotides long. The record is from the annotation of a GenBank genome assembly. Lineage: Eukaryota; Viridiplantae; Streptophyta; Magnoliopsida; Fabales; Fabaceae.